GUAUUUUUUCUCACUCAAAGUGCAGAUCACAAGUAUGGUAGUAAAUAAUAAAAACAGGUUAAAUGGCUUACUGUUGACUUGAAAAACCUGUACCUAAUGUUAGAUGACGGACUUAUAUAGUCAUGGCAGUUUUUGAAUUCAUUGCAGUUGCCUCUGCCAUUGCAUCCAUCUCCAUUCUUAUUUUGUGUUUGCCUCGAAAAAAGUAAAAAACCAAAAGUGACAGCCACAAGUUACACACCAGCUGCUGAGCUACCAAGUGAGGUACAUACACCAUCGAACCACCAUUCAGGAAAAUCUAAUCAAGACCGACCUGCAUCAUCUGAGACAUCAAGUUCCCAACCACAAACCGAGCCGCUCAAAAAUGGUGAACAUCGACGUCCACAUUCCUCAUCCCAAAUCAGUCAUUCCCGUGAGCUACCUCAGUUGCCACAAAUGGUUGGCAUGGUAACAGACGAGACAAACGAUUCAUGGAGAUCUUCUAACCAGCAUACAGCCGACUCUGUAGGAGAUGCAGGUUCUAAUGAAGGUGAUGACAGCCCUGAUACGCGACAUUCAAGUCCGAGAGGACGGAGGCUACCCACCCCGCCCCCUGAAGGAGAAACUCCUGUUCAACAUAGGCAGUCGAUAACUUUAAACUUACAGGAAGAUGACACAUAUGCUAAAGUGGAGGAACCAUCCAAAGAAAACCCUGUUCGGCUAAAAAUAAAAACUCUUGAUAUUCCAGAAGGGAGUGGAGAUUCCUCAUUUUAUGCCAAGGUGGGAGAUGGAGAAGAAAAUGAUCUUUACGCUCAAGUUGACGAUACCACUCUUAAGGAUAACCCCAAACCUAUAGAAGGGGCACACGCGUCUCCCAGCCCCAGCACCCCCCUAAAAUCACCUAAACUUGAUUCCCCCUCGGACCCCAAUUAUGCAGGUGCAGAAUACGCAACAAUCGACAAACUGAAAAAGUCUGUUGCAAGUAUAAAGCGAAAACCAGCAUCAAGUGAACCUCCAGCCCCCCCAAUCCCCGAUCGUAACUUUGAUGAGGAGGACUUGGAUCCGAUGGCUGUGGUCGAGAAUCUUCCGUAUGUUGACGACGAACUUGAACCCCAGGAGUCGCCCCCUAUACAGGGCCCGAUGUACGACAAACUUUGCGUUCGUGAAAGUUUGGACCACCUGAGGCAGCGCCAGGAGGUGGAGCAAGAGAGGCAACAAAAUUACGAGAAUAUUUUAAAAGAGCCGCAAAUGAAUCCUGGAGAUGAUUAUGCUCAGAUUGAGGAGUCCAACCCAGAAGCUUUAUACGAGAGCUUGAGUGUCCCUGGUUCCGCAGAUGGUGCGUUUGCUGGGAACCAACAGAAUGGUUACGCCUCGAUCGAGAUACCAGAGAUACUGGUCCAUAACCCGACACCAGACAUUCGUUUACAACCAAGAAGGCAGCAUCAUUAUGAACAAAUCGAACGCAGACCAGAAACGUGAUAUGAAUCAUAUGAUUUCAUGUAUAUAGUUCACAAGCGUGAUGGCGUGUAGCAAGUGUUAUAUUCACAGGAUGAUACUUUCAUGGUCAUGAGAUGAUAUUUUCAUGCUCAUGAGAUGAUAUUUUCAUGCUCAUGAGAUGAUAUUUUCAUGGUCAUGAGAUGAUAUUUUCAUGCUCAUGGGAUGAUAUUUUCAUGCUCAUGAGAUGAUAUUUUCAUGGUCAUGAGAUGAUUUUUCACAUUCAUGAGUUGAUAUUGUCAUGCUCAUGAGAUGCCCAGCUUCUGAAUAGGAUUUCAUUCAUUUACAUGAAUCAGUAUAAAAUUCAUCAUCUUAUAUGAAUAGCAUAUAGGUUUUAAUAAUGUACUUUACUAUGCAGUGACUUUGUGUUUUUUAAUUAUUCUUAUACAAUGGGUAUGCACUAAUUUUGUGCGUUUCGUAAUUCUUAACACAGAAGGGUAUUUUGCAGAUAUUGAGGUAAUAGUUGUUGGUAGUAAUAACUUAUCAAAAAAAUAAAACGGCCAAAAAGUUUUAAAAAUGUAGAAUUGGACCCAAAAUUGAACCAUUUUAAAUUAAUGGUUGCAGUAAAAUCACUGUAGCACAAUUAGUGCAAGUUGUGUUUAUAUUUCGUUCGUAAAAAUCUUUAUUUAUUUGUGUUUUGUCUGAUUUUAAUUCUCUGUUGUGUUGGUAUAUUAAUGCACAAUUCAGAAAGUGUGAUAUAUUUAAAUGCAGUUUGUGAUGUCUGAACUUGGUGUAAGUGCAUUAGAAUCUUAUUUUUAUAAAUUGUAGUAUUGUAUAUAGGUAUAACUUUAACACAAAGUAUUGUUCCAAAAAUCAGCACCCUAAACCUAUUUAAGCUGUAAUGCCCGCACACAAGAAAUGAUGAUUUCUCAAGUGAUUGGGAAUUCUUGUCACAUUUGUUUUAUGUCCUGCUGCUUGUUAAUAAUUCAAAACGUACUGUGCUUGAGUGCUGCAGUGUAUAAGGUUAACCAACCUUUUUUGGAUUAAAAACUUAAACAUGAAAUUUUCCAAUAAAAGUUUUUAACGAG
Ciona intestinalis (vase tunicate) is the source of this 2498-nucleotide messenger RNA. The record is from RefSeq and is a predicted model, not a curated record. Lineage: Eukaryota; Metazoa; Chordata; Ascidiacea; Phlebobranchia; Cionidae.